AUGGAGUGUGACAUGUCGUUCAAUGUCGAAUACAACCUCACCUUGCAUAAAUCGAUACAUAGUAUUGAUAGUCUCACCUGCCCAGAUUGUCACAAAAGGUUCUCACGUGUUGCAAGUCUCAAGGCGCAUAUUAUGUUGCACGAGAAGGAAGAGUACUUGAUGUGCAGUGAGUGUGGCGAUGAGUUUAACCUACAGAGCGAACUUGAUCGACAUAUUCAGGAGCAUCGGGCCGAGGAAGCUGGAGAUCGCAUUUAUCCAUGUAGAAUAUGCACUAAAGAAUUCAAUAAAUCAUCUCUUCUGAAAGAGCACAUGAAAAGUCAUUACAAAGUCAGAUCCAAUUUGUUAAUGAGUAGACCACUGAAACGGAAUAUUGAUAGAUCAUCAUUUUCCAAUGAAUGCAUGCACUGUGGUAAAACAUUUCAGAAGCCAAGCCAACUUGAAAGACACAAUCGGAUUCACACUGGGGAGCGGCCAUAUAAAUGCGAUGACUGUGGAAAAGCAUUUAAUCAGAAAGGAGCAUUACAAGUACACAUGGUAAAGCAUACAGGAGAGAAACCACACUUGUGUGAUUACUGCCCGGCCGCCUUCUCACAAAGGGGCAAUUUGCGUGCACAUGUUGCCAGAGUACAUACAGAAAACAAGGCUUUGGAGAAGACCUUUGAGUGCGAUGAAUGUAGCUGUGUUUUCAAGAAGCUCGGUAGUCUGAAUGCUCAUAUGAGCAGAAUGCAUGCUGACACAUCCCCACCGACACAAGUUCAAAUGAUCUCCCCUCUCAAGUCUUCAAUUGAUAUAUCUAAGCUGCCUGGCGGAGAUACCCCGAGUGGCCAGAACCCUACAGCAGUGACUGAUGUCAUACAGCAGUUGCUAGAGCUCUCGGAACAGUCCGCAGAGAAUGCCGAUGGGACCCACCAACAGAUUCAGCAGAUCGCUAUCGAUGGAAAUAUAAGUUCAGAUAUUUUGCAGCAGGCAUUGGAAAACAGCGGUUUAACCGCUGUACCCAUUGACGUACAACCAGGUCAAGUUUCUAGUGCCAUUAGCGGACAGAAAACGCGCUCAGAUGUUAUGGUGAUUAAGAGGAUUCGAAAGCUACCUAAUGGUCGCAUGCACUGCUGUACAUAUUGUAAUAAAGAGUUUCGGAAACCUAGCGAUUUGGUGCGGCACAUACGAAUACAUACACACGAGAAACCUUUCAAGUGUACUCAAUGCUAUCGUGUUGCUGUGAAGAGUACACUGACUGCCCACCUUAAAACACAUACUGGAUUGAAGGAGUUCAAAUGCCAUGUUUGUGAAAAGAUGUUCUCCACGCAGGGCAGUCUGAAGGUCCACAUGCGUUUACACACAGGUGUCAAGCCCUUUGAGUGUCCACACUGUGAUAAAAUGUUUCGUACCUCGGGGCAUCGAAAGAGUCAUGUAUCUUCCCAUUUCAAGGAACCAUCGCAACGCAAACCACGCAAGAUGGGUAAAUCUCGCACUCCUAAAUCGGAUAUACAACUGCCCGAUAUCCCAAUGCAGGAACCUAUUCUUAUUACAGACACUGGCCUCAUACAGCAACCUCCAAGGAAUAGUCAGAUGUAUAACCAGUAUCUGGGGAAUGGUCUUCAGCAGGGUGGCAGUGUUGAUAGACCUUACAAAUGCUCGUAUUGCUCCAAAGGCUUCAAGAAGUCCAGUCAUCUGAAGCAGCACACACGCUCACACACUGGGGAGAAGCCUUAUAAAUGUAUUACAUGUGGCAGAUGCUUUGUGUCCAGUGGCGUUCUAAAAGCCCAUGUGAGGACACAUUCGGGUGUGAAGUCAUACAAGUGCUUGAUCUGUGAUGGUAUGUUCACAACCAAUGGUAGCUUAAAACGACACAUGUCCACUCACAGCGAGGUUCGCCCUUUCAUGUGCCCCUAUUGCCAGAAAACAUUUAAAACCUCUGUGAAUUGCAAGAAGCACAUGAAGACACACAGGCAUGAACUAGCCAUGCAAGCUGUUCAGGAUGACCUGGAGCAAACGGGUCAGCAACCACAAGCACCUCAGCAGGAGAUUACCAUUGAUACCCAGCCUCAUCCCCAACCAUCAGGACAACAGACUCUUCAAGAUCCAUUAUCAGAUCAACAGCAAAUGCUUAAUCUUCAACAACCAACUCAACUAAAUCAGCCGCAACAUAGCUUGACGGGGCAGACGUUGACUCAAGAUCAGUUAACACCAGAGGCCUUAAAUCAGCAGAACUUCAAUCAACAGACUCUUUUGAGUCAGCAGAACUUAAACCAACAGUCACUCUCGCAACAAAAUUUCAAUCAGCAGAAUUUCGCACAGCAGAGUUUUAGCCAACAGAAUCAGAUCACGCAACAGAUUCAGCAACAGUUGGAAGCCAUCACCAGCCAACAGAAUAACUUUCAACAGCAGGGUGUGACGUCAAUCCAGUUACAAGAGCCGCAGCUGUCUACUGCGCAGCGUGACAGACAAGCGGUGAUUCAACAAGAGACAGUGGAAGGUAAGCGCACUUACAAGUGCGGUUACUGCUCAAAAGCAUUUAAAAAGUCCAGCCAUCUGAAGCAACAUAUUCGUUCUCACACUGGAGAGAAACCUUACCAAUGUCUUCAGUGUGGUAGAUCAUUUGUAUCUUCAGGUGUGCUCAAAGCCCAUUCACGAACGCACACAGGAUUGAAAUCUUAUAAAUGUCAGGUAUGUGGGUCAACUUUUACAACUAAUGGGUCUCUGACGAGACACAUGAUUAUACACAGCAGCAUCCGUCCAUUCAAGUGUCCUUACUGUCAUGAAACGUUUCGCACAUCGCUACAGUGCAAGAGACAUAUGAAAAGCCACCGAGAUGAAAAUGGAGAACAAAGUGAUACAAGUAAACCCGCAGUUAGAAGACCAAGAUCGUCUAUAAUUCAGCUGUCGGAGGCACAAGCUGAAGAGCUAGCUAAGGCCACACCAAAUGAGGAUGUCUCAAUCUCCGAAAAGAUUCUUAUAGCCUCGGCCGCUGAGAAAACUCGUGUGAGCGAGAUAAAAAGCAAAACGGUGGUGGAUGAUAAUCUUCCAAAACAUGCACAUCGGUGUAACUUGUGCCCUAAAAGCUUCAAAAAACCAAGUGAUUUGGUGAGACAUAUUAGAAUACACACAGGUGAGAAACCAUUCAAAUGUGAGCUAUGUAGCAAAACUUUUACUGUGAAAUCCACCUUAGACUGCCAUAUGAAAACCCAUGUUGGUGAAAAGAACUUCCAUUGUCAUAUUUGCCAUUCCCCGUUUUCCACAAAGGGGAGCUUGAAGGUGCACAUGCGCCUACACACCGGUGCCAAGCCUUUCAAAUGUCCUCAUUGCGAAGAACGCUUCCGUACAUCAGGUCAUCGCAAGAGUCACAUCCAGUCUCAUUUCAGGGUUGCUGAACCCAAGAAGCGUAAGAUUUCCACUACAAAUCGUGCUGCAGCUGGUGCCACAACGUCGACAGAACCGCUACAACCAAUUAACUUGCUGAAUACAGAGCAGCAACAAGCUAUUGUUGUUAGCCAACCUCAACUUGUCAACCAACUGCAGAUUGAUCAGUCAAUGCUACAGCAAGCUCUUGGAUCACAGGCUACUGUAUUACCAGCGUCUAUUGCAACCACUGAUUCAUUUACUUCCCUUGCUGAGGGUGGUAUGGCAGCUACUGUACUACAGGGUCUUGACGGGAUGCAACUGCAGUUAAGUACUACAAACAUCAAUGGUCAAAAUGUACAAAUACAAAGCUUAGAUCCCAAUAUUACAGUACAGAUAGAUCCACACUUAUUACAGCAACUACAACAGGGUAAUAUCAAUACUAGCAUGCUUACCCAAGUAUUGAAUGGCCAAAUAACACAGGGAGAGAUGCUGACACAAGCUACAUUACAAGGUGCAAGAUCCGAUGGUGAUAUUCAUGACACUAGUCUUCAAGCUUCCAGUGCUGAAGCUGGCCAGAAUGAAAAUGAACUUGAUCUAACGCAGGUGCAUAUACAAGAAUCUCAGGCGACGACUAUUCAAACAUCGCAGGGUGUGUACACGCAAGCCUCUAGCGAUGACCCGGUAUACGUACCAGCUGCAUUACAGCACCAUGCUAAUAUCAUUGAACCGGCUGAGCACACCAUGCCGACAACCAUUAUAACAUCCACUUGCUCCGACCAAACGCACACAAUCCCAUCAACCACGUUGACGACCGCCCCAAUGGAACCAUCGCUACUACAGUCAAAUAUGGCUAACUUGCAUCCUACCAACAUAGUUGUGCAUACCGGCAUCGAAGGCACUCAUGUAAUCAUCAGCCAAGACGAUAUCCAGAAUACGGCUGCUACAACCGAGAAUGAGCAAGCCACGUAUGAAGUCCGUACUCUACAGACGAUGGAAACUGAUGCCUCAGCAGUGGCAGUGAGCUCGGAAGCUGGUGAUGGAGAGGUUGAGAUGGCUGCUGCGUCAUUAGAGGACGUUGAUAAUGUUCAACAGAGAUGUACUGAACCUGGAUGUGGACAGGUGUUUUCUCAACCAGGACAGCUAAAGAGACAUUACAAGGAACAGCAUUUGGAGGAGAGACCCUACACCUGUAAUUUGUGCAGUAAAGCGUUCAAAAGAGCUGGUCAUCUCAAGGAACACAUGCUAACUCAUGAACCUGGUCCACCAACAAGUCGUACCAGACCCACGCCUCAUGCAUGUCAGAUAUGUGGUAAAGCAUUUUCCAAACCAAGUCAGUUGGAAAGACAUGUACGAAUACAUACUGGUGAACGACCUUUCCCAUGUCCAGAAUGUGAUAAGGCUUUCAAUCAGAAGAACGCCCUCCAAGUUCAUCUGAAGAAACAUACUGGAGAAAGACCAUAUAAAUGUUCAUAUUGUGAACUGGCAUUCUCACAAAAAGGUAACUUGAAAACACACAUAAAAAGAAAUCAUUUCAUCGAGUCUCCAUGGCAAGAAGGCGACAAUGAUGGAGAGAACCCUGAGGGAGAUGACAAUGCCGAGGCAGAUGAAGAUGCAAUCAUUGGCAAUGAAAGUGCUGUUGCCGUGGAGGCGGAGGAGGGACACGAUAAUCAGGCACAAGAUGAAGGAAUUGACUUAGAGGGGGUUGUAACUGACUUUUUCCCAAGAUAA
Messenger RNA from Saccoglossus kowalevskii, 5070 nucleotides. RefSeq names its product zinc finger protein 236-like. Lineage: Eukaryota; Metazoa; Hemichordata; Enteropneusta; Harrimaniidae. The record is from RefSeq and is a predicted model, not a curated record. Gene Ontology annotation, cellular component: nucleus. Gene Ontology annotation, biological process: regulation of transcription by RNA polymerase II. Gene Ontology annotation, molecular function: DNA-binding transcription factor activity, RNA polymerase II-specific; RNA polymerase II cis-regulatory region sequence-specific DNA binding.